AUGGCUCCCACUUUCUCUCUCCUCCUGCUCCUCCCCAUCCUCACCCUCCUCCACCGCCCGCCGCUCGCCGCCGCGAACCUCCGCACUACCUCCGCCCUGUUCCGAUCGGAAUCCAUCCCCAACCCCGCCUCACAGCCCGCCGCCGACACUCCUCCGACCACCUUCUUCGAAGUCACAAAACCCAUCACCGUCCCAAACACCAAACCUUGCUCCUACACAGUCCUCGAGCACGAAUUUGCUUACACAUACGGCAAACCCCCAGUCCUCGCCGACUACAAACCCCCCUCCAGCUGCCUCUCCCAGAAAUUCGCCAAAAUCGUGCUCGAGUGGACCGCGACCUGCAAGGGCCGCCAAUUCGACCGGAUCUUCGGCGUCUGGCUCGGCGGCGUCGAGAUCCUCCGCAGCUGCACGGCAGAGCCGCGUGCCACCGGCAUUAUCUGGACGGUAAAGAAGGACGUCACAAGGUACCAUUCUCUGCUGAUGACCAAUCAGACGCUUGCUGUUUACUUAGGAAAUCUCAUCGAUAGUACCUACACAGGCGUGUACCAUGUGAAUGUUGUUUUCCAUUUCUAUCCUGCUGAGAAAUUGAAUCACCGUCGUUCUGACGAAUUUGGGGAAAUUGGGGCUGAUUUGAUACUCCCAAUUUCCAGAACCCUACCCCUGAACGACGGGCUCUGGUUCGAGAUCCAGAACUCGACCGACGUUCAGUCGAAGGAAUUCGAUAUUCCUCCCAACACUCACCGCGCCGUGUUGGAAGUGUACGUCUCUUUCCACGAAAACGACGAGUUCUGGUUCGGAAACUAUCCGAACGAGUACCUUUCCGCAAAUAACCUCACCGGAUCCCCGGGGAAUGGCCCGUUUCGCGAGGUUAUCGUGGGCCUCGACAAUUAUAUAGUGGGCUCAAUUUGGCCCUUCACUGUGAUCUACACCGGGGGCGUAAACCCCCUCAUGUGGAGGCCCAUUACCGGAAUAGGCUCGUUCGACCUCCCAUCGUACGAUUUCGAGAUCACGCCUUUUCUCGGAGAGUUGUUGGAUGGGAAAACGCACAAACUCUCGUUUAGCGUGAGAAACGCUCUCAACGUUUGGUACCUCGACGCGAAUUUGCAUCUUUGGCUCGACAAGAAGAGCGCGAGAACCGAAGGCGAGCUAUUGGAACACAAGGAGUCUCCAAUUUCGCUCACGCUCUUUUCGAAUUUCACGGGUUUUGACGGGUUAUUUCUCACGAACGCGACGCGGUCGAUAAUCUCCACCGGGCGCGUGAAAUCGUCACUUGGGGCCAUCACGACUAAAUCGGUCCAAGAGUUUGGUUAUAGCAACCGAAUGGCGAUGGGCAAUGAUGCGAAUUUGCAGAUUUUGAAUCAGGUUAUCAAAUCAAACUGCAGUGUCGUUAUGAAGAAAGCUUCGUCCACCGUGUUAUAUCUCGAGUCCCAAAAGGAGUUUACGCUUUAUCUUCAUUCGGAUAUUAUCGACAAGGGCAAUAAAAGUUACGAGUCAGUGGCAAAUGUGACUUUGGGGUUCGAUGAAAAGAGGCGCGUGAGUUCGGGUGUUGGAACAUUUACGAGCAAGCUGGAGAAUUUGCAGAGUGCGGAGGGGAAUGUGUUCGUGAAGGGAAGUUUGGUGGUUAGUGGAUUGGGAAGCACUCGGCAAGAAUAUCGGUACACGAGCGACAACUCGUGUUAUUUUCGAAACGUGAGCAGCUCGAAUUACACUAUUAUUCACGAUGAGGAGAGCUGUGACUGCAGGAAAAAACUCGGGCUGUUGCCUUCUUUUCCUCGAGGAGAUUUCUAA
Messenger RNA from Striga asiatica, 1788 nucleotides. Lineage: Eukaryota; Viridiplantae; Streptophyta; Magnoliopsida; Lamiales; Orobanchaceae. The record is from the annotation of a GenBank genome assembly.